Messenger RNA from Symbiodinium necroappetens, 2383 nucleotides. Lineage: Eukaryota; Dinophyceae; Suessiales; Symbiodiniaceae. The record is from the annotation of a GenBank genome assembly.
GAAGGAAGGGAAGGACGAGUUCGGACGGACGGUUUUCCCUGCUGGGCACUUCCCGAUCGAGGCGGAUGAGAGCUUCUACGUCGGGGAGGUCGUGCCCGUCAUUCAUUACACCAUGGGCGGCAUCGCGAUCAACCCGGAAGGUCAGGUGCUGGACCAGAGGGGUGAUCCGAUCCCCAAGCUCUAUGCCAUCGGCGAGGCCAGUGGCGGGGUGCACGGGGACAACCGCUUAGCGGGCAAUUCGCUGCUUGAGUGCACAGUGUUUGGUCGGCAUGUGGGCCAGUCGAUGCCCAUCCGCCCGCGCAGCGAUGUGCAGCGCGACCAGCCUGCACCACCACCCGCCCCUGAAACGACGUCAGAAGAGCUGCGGAAGAUCUCUGCGGAGGCGGGUGUGGGAGUUUAUGAAGCUUGCUACCUUACUGAGGAUCCGUAUGCGUCCAUUGCAGAGGCUGCCGCCCAACAGAACCCUCAGGCAGUCGUCGAGAUGCUGUCGCAGGGCCACAAGGCAGAGUAUCAGGACGCUGACGGCAACACGGCUCUCCACUAUGCUGUUUGGUUCAGGCUAGAUUCACUGCUCACCCCGUUACUGGAACGAGGGGCGCGACCAGACAUUCCCAACAAUUCCGGAGAAUGUGCAGUACACUGGGCUGCGAACUCUUCCAAUGUCAUUGCUUUGGAUGCGAUGACGAAGGCCAACCGCGCUCUUCUCUCGAUACGCGACCAUGAUGGCUUCACUGCCUUCCUUUUGUCGGCACAGUCGGACAACUGCCCCGUGAUGGAGUGGCUGUACCUGAAAGGUGUCGGCUUGGAAGAGCAGGAUGACUGCGGCAGAACUGCCCUGCAAUGGGCCUGCCACAAAGGGAACAAGAAGACAGUCCAGUGGUUGCUCUCACGAUCUGCCAGCAUUGUUCACCGAGACCGAGAAGGCAUGACUGCACUUCACCACGCAGCCCUGCAAGGGCACACGCUGGUCGCGGAAAUGCUUAUGGAAGUCGGGGCUGUGCACCUCUUAGACGUCCCAGAUAGCGCUGGCGAAACCCCGAUUGAGCUCGCAAUGCAUAAAGGGAAGAGGCACUUGGUGCUUGACUUCCACAAGUGCCAGGUCUUCAACUUUGUGUUUGGCCGGCCAUACCUUUUUCAGACAAACUACGCAGGUCUCUUCGUUUGUGUCGUUGUCUACAACAUCAUCAUUUUUGCUUUUCUCAUAGCGCCAGGCAUUGCGGCUAGAAACCCUGAAGCCGUGAUGAUAUGGUCGAUGCUGAUGGGGUUGUCAUUGCUGCUUUGGGUGCAGCGCCUCUUCUCGGAUCCUGGCUGGCUUCAGCCACGGACCAUACACUCACAGAGUCACCUGCUGGGCGACGAUCCAGCAAGGACAUUUGACACUGAUCAACCGAUCGAGUCGCAGAUGGCUCACUGCGAAAGCCUUCUUCAGCAGCUGACCUGGACAUGCGAAGGCGAGGUCCCGCAGGUCACGAAGCUGGAGCUAGAGCAGAAUAAAUACAACUUUCAGCGGCACCUUCUCCAAGAAGCACGGAAGCGACUCAAAGAAAGCUGUGGCCUCGGUGAUCCUCGAAGCCCAGCCUUGGGCGAAUCCCAGCCCUUGAUCGCCUCAGGUUUCGAUGUUAGCAGGUCCCGGCAGGCCCAGUUGGACCGAGCAACUGUGGCUCUACACGAGCGUGAACGUGCUGCAGUAGAGAACCUGGGCCGUGCAAGAGUGGAGCACUUGCUGGAACAAGGAUCUAGCGAGUAUCUGACCUUGGUGGAUAAAGGCGACUUCAAGAAGGUGUGCGUCAUCUGCCGUGCGGUGCGCAAGUUUCGCUCCCACCACUGCAAGGAGCAAGGUCGAUGUGUCGAUCGAAUGGACCAUCAUUGUCCUUGGAUAGACAACAGUGUCGGUUUGGGCAAUCAAAGAUCUUUCUUUUCCUUCAUCACCGUGCUUCUUGCCGCCCUCCUUUACUUCUACUACACAGUCUUUCUUUAUGCCUGCGACACAAUGUUGCCAGAGAUCUCUCGAGGCUCCUUCGCUGAGCUGUUGGACUCCCUGACAAGUGGGUCCCUUGGAACAGCGUUGCGACCAAUUCUGGUUCUGAUUACGGCUGCGUUUGACGCAGUUUGGGUUUACUUCGUCGGAAUGCUUGUGGUCAGAACCACCGCCAACAUGAUGGUGAACCUAACUGCGUAUGAAGUCUUGGUCAGACCCAGCCACGUGCUGCGACGCUUUCAGAAAACUCGAGGAGAGUAUUGGUACCUCCAGGGCUUUGGGCUCAGAUCUGCCUUGUACAACUCCAUUAGCUUCUGGACAUUAGACGACAGCGGUGAUGCGGCGGCUUUUCGUAGAACUCAAGAGGUGCAAGGCAGGCCUUCUGACCUGAUGGAAGAGCCCUGA